Messenger RNA from Penicillium maclennaniae, 1224 nucleotides. RefSeq lists its product as uncharacterized. The record is from RefSeq and is a predicted model, not a curated record. The coding region runs from base 1 to 1224 and encodes 407 amino acids. NCBI's taxonomy places the organism in Eukaryota, Fungi, Ascomycota, Eurotiomycetes, Eurotiales, Aspergillaceae. The transcript has 3 exons.
AUGUCUUUGCUGACAGCCUCACUCAGCGACUCAGCCUAUCACGUCCCCGGUGCCAGAAACUUCACAGUAGCUGAUGCUCGCAUCGUGACCUACGCUCGGGAGCUGUCCCAGAAUAGCGAUGAGCUCUUCCGUGUGAUUCGCAGGCAGAUGAAACUGCCCGUGCGUCCGCUGCUUGGAAUCCAGGGGACACAUACCGAGUCGAGUGACGAUGGCAAGAAAAAGAGUUCUAAUACUGUGACGGACUUUUGCUUCCAUCUUGACCUCGCGGAGACUAUGUUGCGGGGUUGGGAUGGACCGCUCGAUGUAAAUUGGAUGCAGACCGAGGUUGUCAAGGACGGUGACGAGCAAAAGGCGUUUCGGGGUGGAAUUGUUCAAUCGCGUCGGUACAAACCUCGCAAGACACGUGCUAAGGGUAUUUCGCUCGACGAGAGCGAUGCCGCGCUGCUGGAGUCGGAAGCAGAUGUCUUGGACGGGGUCGAGGAGGACGGUGCGGUUCUUUCGGAACAAGAGGAGGAUCUCAAGAUGUGGUGUGAGCGAUUUUGCAAUGAUCCUGCACCUGUCAAAUCGUAUAACAUCCUUGCUAAGUUUGGCCAAAGAUUCACCAUGACCCGAGAGCUCCAUGGCUUCGACUUCAAGUCGAUGCGCAAUGUUCUUGCUUCUCAUAUUCGGGAACUGAACUACCGUGGCUCGACAAAUUUCUGGUUGAAGAAGGGAUACAGCUCUGUCACAAUGUACUCACCGCAUUGGAUUAAUAGACUACGAAGUAACAGCUUUGUCUGGUGGAUCUGCGUUAUCCUCCAGCUCUGGAUUAUUACCUGGCCAGUCAUUUGGUUGAUGGAGAAGCGAUACGAAGUCGUCCGCUCCCAGUGGAACGCAUCGCUUGAUGCUGGCUCUGAGACCGGAUUAAUCAAGUGCUACGCCCAAGGUCGAGACGAGACACAGCUAGGAGAGUUCUGGGCCGCGGCAGUCAAGCAGGCUGCGUGGACUCGAAGACAAGGACAAGGAGCCUUGUUGACCAGGAACGAUGCUGACCGAUUGCAAGGAAUGAGAAAUGAGCAGAUCUUGCGUAUCCAGACCUGUGAAUCUGAAGCUGAGCGACAGCGCCGCGAGCGCGUUCACAGCGGCCAAGGCGGACUCAUGGACAGUGUCGUCGGCCUAGUCAGAGGCGUCUCGGAGGCCUCACAGGACUAUAGAUUGACGAUGGGAUGGGGAGCCAAUACCUAG